This is a messenger RNA of Argiope bruennichi, 2155 nucleotides long. Its product is annotated as SLAIN motif-containing protein 2-like. The transcript is spliced from 10 exons. The record is from RefSeq and is a predicted model, not a curated record. Bases 289 to 1812 code for a protein of 507 amino acids. Lineage: Eukaryota; Metazoa; Arthropoda; Arachnida; Araneae; Araneidae.
UGAUGCUUUUGGUUUAUUAUUUUAUCAAAGGUUUGUUUUCAUGAAAAUUAAUUUUAAUUAUUCCAAAUUUACCUUAUGUAUUUAAAGAUACUUAUAUUAUUUGAAUAAUGUUUCCGAUUUGUUCGAACAAAUUAUCAAUGGUAUAUCUCAAAUGAGGGCUACUAAUAAUCCAAAAAACUGUAGUUCUAGUCAAAUUUCGCUCAUUAACGAAUCGCGUAAUGAAAACAAAGCAGUGAAAUUAGUCAUAAACAAUUUAGAUAAUCGAAGUGGGUGGAAACUGAGAAAGAGAUGGCUGACAAAGCGAAGAAAGAUGACCAACUGCAAAAGAAAAAAGAGGACAGUAGCGAUCGGGAGUCAUCCGUUGAGUCGUUUCACACAAAUAAAUCCGAAUUUUCGACCGCCGCCGAAUCCGAAUUGAUUGACGUUGAUGAUAUUGAGCUCUCUGAUGAGGAAUCUUGGUUAUACAAGUCACCAAAGAAAUUGCCUUCUGUAGACAAAACACUUAACACUUAUAAAUGGCUGAAUAAAGAUAAAGAUAACUUAGAGGUUCAAGAUACGAAAGAUGCUCUUGUGAGAAAAUUAAAUCAAUUACAAAAACGUAAUGAUAUAACAGAAAAGCAUUUAACUGAAGAAAAUAUCAGUUUAUCUAAAGAAGUUCCUGAUGCAGAUAAUAAAUCAGUAUCAACUGACAAAUCUGCACCAGAAACAAAUAAUUCAUCUUUUAAUACAGAAGUGUCAAAAUUAUGUACUGGCAAGAUUCCAUCAAAUGUUCAAGAUUCAGAGUCUGUAAAAGGAAAAGAAAAUGAUGUGUUGGAUGUACACAGAAUUGCACAAUUACAGGAAGAAAGUUUAAGACAAAGCACACAACGAUUUUUGGAUCUUGUAGAAAAGAGAGGCCGUUCAGAUAAGAAUUGUUUUCUUAAAUCAAAGUUUAGUAAACCAGCUUCAGUUGAAGCUCUUAAUGUAUGCAAUGGGAAAUUGGAUGAUGAAGCUGCUUACACACCUUUAGUUCCUAUGCAGACUUUGAAGAAACAAAAUCAAUUUGGUAGUUCUUCCUUUUUACACCAACAAGAUGCACAUCGAGGCAGUCUUCCAAACAUUAAUCCAGGAUAUUACAGUUUAAGAUCUAAAAAGUCAAAAAAAUCUCUUGAUCAGAAAUUAGUCUGUCCAUUGCCACUGUCUCCAUCUCCUUCAAGAUUGCCAUUGAAUGGAGCAGGAUUUCAUGCUUCAUCCAGUGUUUCUCAAAGUAAACUGACAUCACCUCUUGCCGAUUAUUGUGAAUCUCGAACUUUACCCUCAUCUUACAGAAUUCAUUCACGGAGCAAUUCUUCAUCUCGUAAGGAUCUGAAUGCAUUAUCUCCCUCCCCACGUCGAGAAUCAACACCAUUUCUCUCCCAUGCAAGGAGCAACUCUUCUAUACGUCGGGACUCUGCACCAGGCAGUGGUUCAAAAUAUUUAUCUCCUAUGUCAUCCCCUACUCUGUACCAAAGAAAUACCAGUUCAUCUCCAUACUUACAGAGCCCUACUCAACCACGACGGAAUCCACCGAAAGAUCUGAAGACAGUCCCACCGAAUGCGGAGAAUACUUCACAUUCCCCUUCGAGGCGCAAGCCCCUUUCUACAGUGCACAAUUGCUCACCAAAACGUGCCAAUAGUCCAGCCUCCCCACGCAAGGAGGAUCUGAAAGGUUGCAAACUAUCAUCAAAAAUACCUAGUCCAGGGCCAUCUGUAAGGUCAGGAAUACCAGUGCCUUCAAGUUACUCCUCAAGAAUGGCUUCAGAUGACGAAUCAUGGAGCCAUGACUGCUUUUGAAUGUAUAAUAAUGUGCUUUUUAUUUUUGAGUGCCAUGUUUUUGUAGUCAGUGCCAUAUGUGCAUUUUUUUCCCCGUGUGCCUAUCAUCAAAGUUUGCCAAAGAUUUAACAAUAUUUAUAUACUUGAAAGUAUUUUUUAGUCCUACUUAAAAGUAUUUUGUUUUAAAUAAAUUUUAUGAAAAUCAUUUUACACUUUUCUAAGCAUGGAAAUGCUGCUAUAAAAGUCUAUAGCUGAAUCAAAAACAAUCUUAUUUAUUGUGAUGAAUUUCUUUGCAUUUUUAUGAAAUGAAUUUCAAUUAAAAAAUCUAUUGCAUAUUGCUCACUGAAGGGCAAAUUUGACAUUU